AUGGAAUCAAAGCUCUCCGACACCUUCUCCAACUCACCCCUCUCGACCCACGGCCCGAAAUGGUCUGCCCUCUGGGAAGAGAAGUACACGCCCUGGGACCGCGGCGGUCCAUCCCUCGCCCUCCGCGACGUCCUCACCACCCGGCCAGACCUGGUCCCUCCCCCAUCGAGAGACGCCCCGAGAAAGCCAACGGCUCUGGUCCCGGGUUGCGGCAAAGGCCAUGAUGUCCUGCUGCUCGCGAGUCUAGGCUACGACGUCCUCGGCCUCGACUUUUCAACGACCGCCAUCGCCCAAGCUAAGGAGAACCAGAAAGCGGCCGCCGAGGGAGCCGACACCAUUUCGGCUCGCGAACCGAAUGCUUCGGAGCCCGGGACCGUGACCUGGCUAUCUGGCGACUUCUUCUCCGACUCCUGGCUGGAGGAGUGGGGUCGCGAGAGGACCUUUGAUCUCAUCUUUGACUACACCUUUCUAUGCGCUCUUCCUCCCUCCGCCCGACCCAACUGGGCAGCGCGUAUGACAUCCCUGCUCGCCCCUACAGGCCGUCUCGUCUGUCUUGAGUUCCCGUCCGGCAAACCACUCUCCCUCCCCGGCCCGCCAUGGGGUCUCACGCCAGAGAUCUACCUCGCACUCCUCGCACGACCCGGCGACGCCCUGGAAUUCUCUUCGUCCACAGAGAAAGGCGACGAGACCGACGUCGUAAUCGUGCCGCCGUACCGCGACAACGGCCUCAAACGCCUCGAGCUCAUCAAGCCCGCCAGGACGCACCGCGGAGGAAUGAACGAGGACGGCACAGUCCGCGACUGGAUCCACGUCUGGAGCCGGUAA
Colletotrichum karsti is the source of this 825-nucleotide messenger RNA. RefSeq lists its product as uncharacterized. NCBI's taxonomy places the organism in Eukaryota, Fungi, Ascomycota, Sordariomycetes, Glomerellales, Glomerellaceae. The record is from RefSeq and is a predicted model, not a curated record. The transcript has 2 exons. The coding region runs from base 1 to 825 and encodes 274 amino acids. Gene Ontology annotation, molecular function: S-adenosylmethionine-dependent methyltransferase activity.